UUAAGAUAUUGUAAUACUCCCUCGUCCCAGAAUUAACUUCGGUUUUGACUGGGCACGAAGAUUAAGAAAGUGAGAAAUAUGUAGUGGAGAGUUGUGCAGAGGAGAGAGAAAUGUGUAAGAAUGGUUGUGAACCAUAAAUCCUUUGCUAAAAAGGGAAAGAAGAGAUAAAUUUGAGACGGACCAAAAAGGAAAGAAUGAAGAUAAUUAUUGGACGGGGAGUACAAAGUAUCAAAUUUAGUAAAAUUUGAAUGGUUCUAAAUCAUUCAAAAAAAAGUGUAUUUAGUUCAUUCUUUCUAGACUAAAGUAUAUCAGAAUUUCUUUUUUAUUUAAAAUGAAGGUUGCUUCCUUUCUGGCGCUGUGAAGCCCGUGUGAACCAUCCUUUCAAAAUUUUCAACCAUUGCUGUGCACACCUCUUUAUAAUCCCACCCCACUCCCCGCCCUUCUUCUCACUACUCUCUCCAUCUUUUCUUCUCUUCUUCUUUCCCUUCAACUCAACCUUUCUCUGCAAAAAGUAAGCUCAAAUGGCCUCCCCUGAUGAUACCUCUGCUCUCGACCUCAUCAGGCACCACCUUCUUAACGAUUCUCUGUUCCUUGAACAUUACCCAGAAUUCCGAUUUCAAUCGGAGCCGCAGGUUGUCUCCAGCCCGACCAAUAAGAGGUUCUGUGAGAGGAAACCCAGUUUGAAUAUCGAGAUUCCCAGAUCUCCGGCGAAGAAAUUGGUGGAGGGGAAGGGAAAGCAAGCGCCGGAGGUUCAAGAAUCCGGCGAAAUCAAGAGGCACUACAGGGGCGUGAGGAUGCGUCCCUGGGGGAAGUUCGCGGCGGAGAUCCGCGACCCGAACCGGAAGGGAACCCGGAUUUGGCUUGGGACCUUCGACACCGCCGUGGGCGCCGCGAUGGCUUACGACCGGGCGGCCUUCAAUCUGAGGGGCAGCAAAGCUAUACUUAACUUCCCGCUUGAUGUUGAGAAUUUCCGGCCGGGGAAGGACUCUCAGCCGCCGGCGUUGGAAUCUGGCCGUAAAAGGGAGAGAGAAUCUCACGCCGGGGAGGAUGUAUCGGUGUUUAAGGAGGUAAAAAGAGAAGUGGUGGAAGAAUCAUCUAAUAAGACGGAGGAGGGAAGUCAAGUCCCGGCACCGGCCGCAGCCGCAGCAGCGGCGGGUCCUUUAACGCCGUCAAGUUGGAUGGCGGUAUGGGAUUGUGGAGAACCGAAGGGUAUAUUUGAGAUUCCACAAUUGUCGCCUUUGCCAUUGUCACCAAGUUUAUAUAAUUUUUAUAGUGGAAUAAUUAAAGUUUAAGCACUAUAGUUUGAAAAGCCUUUGGGGGAAGAACAAUCUUUCUGUGAACACAAAAAUGGAGAAUUUAGGCAGUUGGAGAUGGUUCUGCCAAAUCUCUUCAAUCUUUUAUUUUAGCAUGAAUUAUUCAAUAUAAUGUAAAUAUAUGUAAGAUACACUUAUACAUAUACACCCAAGAUAUAUGAAUUUGUUACAUUUUGUACUAAUAUGUAUUUAAAGUUCAUCAUCAUCUUCUGAAUCUACCAUCCUUUGUCGUGUACCAUAAGUACUCGUAUAUUAUAGCCAAAAUAAAAUACAAG
Messenger RNA from Cuscuta epithymum, 1588 nucleotides. The record is from the annotation of a GenBank genome assembly. Lineage: Eukaryota; Viridiplantae; Streptophyta; Magnoliopsida; Solanales; Convolvulaceae.